CGACGUUUCAAAAUGGCAGUCAAAACACCAAAAAUGUCAUUUUAAUGACAAUUAUGACAUUGUUUUAAAUGUAUUGUCUGGUCUCCUGUGACAGACUACAUUUUCUGAGACAUGCCAAAAAAGUUCCAAGGGACGAAUUCAAAGGCAGAAGCUGCCAGAGCUCGAAAACAGGAAACAAGAAACGCUGAGAAAGCGAAAAGAAAGGAAAAUGAGGACAGAUACUGGCAGAGCUGGGAGUCUGGGGAUAAAAUGAAAAUAAAAAAAAGGAAGUACAUGAGAAAGAAGCUGAAAAAAGCGGAGGCAAGCAAACCUGCAAAGAAAAAUGUGACAGUCAUGAGUGAAUCUGAACUUGAGGAAAAUAUAAAUCAUUUAGUUCGGAGUCUUUGGCUGUGGAUGGUGGAGUUGAAGAAUGUUGAAGAAGCCAUCUCUGUAUUAUCUGUGAAUGAGAAAGAGGAUUUGCAUCCUGAGCGGAGAAUGAAAGGCUUUGUAGCAUUCGAGGAACAAAGACUUCCUGUUCUCAAGGCAGAAAAUCCUAACAUGAGACUGUCGCAAAUUAAACAGUUGCUUAAAAAGGAAUGGCUUCGAUCUCCCAGCAAUCCCCUCAAUCAGAAUUUUGCAUCUUACAGCAACAAGUAGUAGUAUUUGUUCACAAAAUGAUUAUUUACAUCUUCUCGACCUUUGUUUUUGUGGGGAAGAUGUAAAUUGUAAGAACCCAUGUGAGGUGGAGUUGUUGGAUUUUUGUCUUAGCCUAGUAUGCAUUAACUCGCAUUUAUGCUGUGAUGAAUGUAAUUAAUGGAUUUCAUGAGAAUUGUUCCCAAAAGUGGAGCUGUAGAAACAGCAUGUUUUUGAAACGAAUUAUGACACAACUGAGUUUGAUUAACUAAAAAAUUAAGCUUGUUUGUUGCCACGAGAUGAUGGCUAUUUUUGAAGCAAAUAAAUGAAACGAAUAAGCUUUCCAUCAA
Molecule: messenger RNA, 962 nt
Organism: Xenia sp. Carnegie-2017
Lineage: Eukaryota; Metazoa; Cnidaria; Anthozoa; Malacalcyonacea; Xeniidae
Product: coiled-coil domain-containing protein 124-B-like
Biological process (GO): transcription by RNA polymerase II
Cellular component (GO): nucleus
Molecular function (GO): transcription coactivator activity
Source: RefSeq, a predicted model, not a curated record